This is a messenger RNA of Urocitellus parryii (Arctic ground squirrel), 1444 nucleotides long. RefSeq names its product pleckstrin homology domain containing A1 (gene Plekha1). The record is from RefSeq and is a predicted model, not a curated record. NCBI's taxonomy places the organism in Eukaryota, Metazoa, Chordata, Mammalia, Rodentia, Sciuridae.
GGGCUGAGGCGACGCGGCCGCGCGUGCGCAGUGCGCGGGCGGGCCGUCGUGGGCGCCGCUGCCGGCCUCUGGGUGCCUGUAGGAACCGGGGCCGCGGCGGCGCGGGUGCUCCGGGCCGAGGCCGCGGGUAAUGUUCAAGCCCAGAAAUGCCUUAUGUGGAUCGUCAGAAUCGAAUCUGUGGUUUUCUAGACAUUGAAGAAAAUGAAAACAGUGGGAAAUUUCUUCGAAGGUACUUCAUACUGGAUACCAGAGAAGAUAGUUUUGUAUGGUACAUGGAUAAUCCACAGAACCUUCCUUCUGGAUCAUCACGUGUCGGAGCCAUUAAACUUACCUAUAUUUCAAAGGUUAGCGAUGCAACUAAGCUAAGGCCAAAGGCUGAGUUCUGUUUUGUUAUGAAUGCAGGAAUGAGGAAAUAUUUCCUACAAGCCAAUGAUCAGCAAGAUCUAGUAGAAUGGGUAAAUGUGUUGAACAAAGCUAUAAAAAUCACAGUACCAAAGCAAUCAGACUCACAGCCUAAUUCAGAUAAUCCAAGUCGCCAGGGUGAAUGUGGGAAGAAGCAAGUGUCUUACAGAACUGACAUUGUUGGUGGUGUACCCAUCAUUACUCCAACUCAGAAAGAAGAAGUAAAUGAAUGUGGCGAGAGUGUUGACAGAAAUAAUUUGAAACGAUCACAAAGCCAUCUUCCUUGCUUUACUCCAAAACCACCUCCUGAUAGUGCCGUUAUCAAAGCUGGAUAUUGUGUAAAACAAGGAGCAGUGAUGAAAAACUGGAAGAGAAGAUAUUUUCAAUUGGAUGAAAACACAAUAGGCUACUUUAAAUCUGAACUGGAAAAGGAACCUCUCCGAGUAAUACCACUUAAAGAGGUUCAUAAAGUUCAAGAGUGUAAGCAAAGUGAUAUAAUGAUGAGGGACAACCUGUUUGAAAUUGUAACAACGUCUCGAACUUUCUACGUACAGGCUGAUAGCCCUGAAGAGAUGCACAGUUGGAUUAAAGCAGUCUCUGGCGCCAUUGUAGCACAGCGGGGACCUGGCAGAUCAGCAUCUUCUGAGCAUUCCCACAGUCCUUCAGAGUCCAAACACACUGUCCGUCCUGCCGGUGCCGCAGCAGCAGCCACCUCACAUUCCACAGCCUCUCGCAGCAACUCUCUGGUCUCAAGCUUUACCAUGGAGAAGCGAGGAUUUUACGAAUCUCUUGCCAAGGUCAGGCCAGGGAACUUCAAGGUCCAGACUGUCUCUACAAGAGAACCAGCUUCCAAAGUGACUGAACAAGCUCUGCUAAAACCUCAAAGUAAAAAUGGCCCUCAGGAAAAAGAUGGUGACCCCGUGGACUUGGAUGAUGCAAGCCUUCCAGUCAGCGAUGUGUAAGAUGGAAGCAUGCAGGGCCUACCACCAUCCAUCCUCAGUGUCCUUCAUGAGGCUUCUAGCCAAAGAUGAUAAAGGGGGAA